This is a messenger RNA of Stegostoma tigrinum, 6397 nucleotides long. It is a transcript of the gene adarb2, whose product is annotated as adenosine deaminase RNA specific B2 (inactive). The coding region runs from base 412 to 2850 and encodes 812 amino acids. The transcript has 11 exons. NCBI's taxonomy places the organism in Eukaryota, Metazoa, Chordata, Chondrichthyes, Orectolobiformes, Stegostomatidae. Gene Ontology annotation, cellular component: cytoplasm; nucleolus. The record is from RefSeq and is a predicted model, not a curated record. Gene Ontology annotation, molecular function: double-stranded RNA adenosine deaminase activity; double-stranded RNA binding; tRNA-specific adenosine deaminase activity. Gene Ontology annotation, biological process: RNA processing; adenosine to inosine editing.
GGAUCUAAUUAUAAUUUGAGGCAGCAAAUACACUGGCUUCGCCACACGAUUGGCUUCAAAGUGGAUAGUGCCGAGAGAGAGAGGGAGAGAAGCUAAUAGAAAGUAAGGUUUGUUGCGUUCAAAGCCGGCCAGAGCCAAGCCGAGGUUGCAGCAUUUAAUAGAAGCUGCCCGCUUGCUUGUAAAUCAGUUUUAGUCAGUGCCUUCCUCACUCUUCUCAAGAGUUUAAUGAGGGAAAGCGUAGCUUCCAGAGAUAGAGGCAGAAGACAGAGCGAUGUGAGUGGAAGUAAAGGGGAGGAAGGGGUGGGGGCAGUCAAUCCCAAAUAAUAGACAAAACGUGGUGUGAAGGAGAGAGAGAGAGAGAGAGUGAGACACACAUCAAUCAAGGCAUCCUGUCUUCUCCAAACUGCGGCAAUGGCUUCAGUGCUGGUGGCCAACAGGGCGCCAGGAAGUGCAGGCAGCCAGCUGAAAUGCAAGUUCAAGAGAAGGAGAAGGAGAAGAUCGAAGAGGAAAGUUUGUUCUCCUCCUCCUGUUCUGAAGACAGUGACACAUGCCGGGGUAUGGUUCCAUUGCAGCGCCAGGCCUCCAGUCCCACACCGAACUGAAUACAACUCUUCAUGUGGGAGCCGAGACAAUAAAUUGAACACACUUUCUUCGUUCAUUGGUCCAUUCAAGUAUUUCAGCCCUGGUUUGGAAAAUACAGAGGAUGAGGACAAUCUGAGCACCAGCAGUGCAGAGGUAAAGGAGAACCGCAAUGUUGGAAAUCUAUCUCUGGAGGAUCACAGCCGAGCAGCCGGUGACCGCCAGGUCUUCCGUUGUUCCGACGCGGCUACAGGCGGAGCGCCUGGCCUGAAAAGGAAAAGACCCUUGGAGGAAGGGAACAACGGGCACAUGCACCCUAAGGUGCAGCUGAAGUGUAAGAAACUCUCCUGGUCGGUGACACCAAAGAAUGCCUUAGUGACGCUGAACGAGCUCAAGCCGGGGUUACAGUACCAGAUGGUCUCCCAGACGGGACCCGUGCACGCACCCAUUUUUGCUAUUGCUGUCGAGGUGAACGGUUUGCUCUUCGAAGGUACGGGACCCACCAAAAAGAAAGCAAAGAUGAGGGCCGCUGAGAUGGCCCUGCAGUCUUUCGUGCAGUUCCCUAACGCGUCGCAGGCUCACUUCACCCUGGGGAACUGCAUCAACCCCAGCGCGGAUUUCACAUCCGACCAGGCUGAUUUCCCCAACACACUGUUUAAGGAGUUUGAGCCCUCGGCUCAGAGUGAUGGCCUGCCUUGCUGCAGCCCUGCUGAAAACGAAUUGCUGUACAGCGACUGCAGACGUGGGCGAUUACUCUGCCACACGUUGGAUUUAAUGGUCCAAGCCAAACAAAACAAGCACAAGGUUCCGUUCCCAGCAGCGAGCCGGAAGAAUCCAGUCGAGAUGUUAAAUGAGCUGCGUCCGGGCCUGAGGUACGUGUGCAUCUCGGAGACUGUCGAGAAGCAUGUCAAGAGCUUUGUGAUGGCAGUAAGGGUGGAUGGGAGAAUGUUUGAAGGCUCAGGACGCAGCAAGAAGCUGGCCAAACUCCAAGCUGCACAGGCUGCUCUUCAGACUCUCUUUAACAUCCAGCCUGCUCCCAGUGGAAAGCCCUGUCAAGUCCCUGGCAGGAAUAAAUAUCCUCAUUUACCACAGGAGUUUGCGGAUGCAGUAUUCCAAAUGGUCACAGAGAAAUUCAAAGAGCUGACAGACAAUUUGACCUCCUCACAUGCACGGCAUAAGGUACUAGCAGGAAUCGUAAUGACAAGAGGUCUAAACAUGAAGGAGGCCCAGGUUGUCGCUCUGUCAACAGGGACAAAAUGUAUAAAUGGAGAAUAUAUUAGUAACCAGGGUCUAACGCUUAAUGAUUGCCAUGCUGAAAUUGUGGCACGGAGAUCUUUUCUUCGAUUCCUUUACUCUCAGCUGGAGCUACAUUUAAGUAAACAGCCAGAUGAUUGGGAACGGUCAAUUUUUGCUUGUCAGAAGGAGGGAGGCUACAAGCUGAAAGAUAGCAUCCUCUUCCAUCUAUACGUAAGCACACCCCCAUGUGGAGAUGCACGUCUCAACUCGCACCGAGAAGCAAAGGCUGAACUGCUCCACAGUAGACCGUUGAACAGGAAAGUCCGGGAGCAUCUAAGAACAAAGAUUGAAUCUGGAGAAGGCACCAUUCCAAUCCGAACCUGCCACUCCAUCCAGACAUGGGAUGGAGUAUUACAGGGAGAACAUCUACUCACAAUGUCCUGCACUGACAAGAUUAACAGGUGGAACAUUCUGGGUGCUCAAGGAUCUCUCCUGAGUCAUUUUAUUGAACCGAUCUACCUACAGAGCAUCGUGUUGGGAAGCAUGCAUCAUGUUGGUCACCUUUCCCGUGCAUUAUGCCAACGGCUGGAGGAUGUUGUUCAGCUGCUACCACCUUAUCGAUGCAACCAGCCUCUCCUGAGCGGCGUCAGUAGCACUGGAUUUCGUCAGCAAAGAAAGUCGCCUAGCUUCAGCGUAAACUGGACAUUGGGUGACUCUGACCUGGAGGUCAUUAAUGCCACAACUGGAAAGGGAGACCUGGGUAGCUCAUCCAGGCUCUGCAAACGUGCACUUUAUACCCAGUGGGCCAAGCUUUAUGGCAAGCUGAGUACACGAGGCUCGAACCUUCAGGGAGUGCCAUCCAUGUACUGCGAAGCCAAACUGGCAGCCGAGCCUUACCAGGCAGCCAAGCGGCAGCUGUUUAAAGCAUUGCGGAAAGCCGACCUGGGCACGUGGGUGAAGAAACCACCAGAGCAGGAUCAGUUUCUGCCAACUGCGGAGGGACAGCAGACACAGGCACUGGCUUGUGAUUUUUAAUAUGGACUUCAACAAAAGAACAUGAAAAGCUAACCUCCAAAUCUCCCUCAUUUCUUCGGAAGACAGCUUCACGCCAUCGCCUCAACGCCAUCAUGCCCCAUCAUGACAAGGCUCAAAGGCUGUUCAUAGUAAAUGCAGAGCUCCAUUGCCCAUUGAUAAUGAAUUGCCUGACAGAAUCAAGAACCCUCUAUCUCUCACAUUGCAGCUGAAAAGCAACAAGGAGUAAAAGUUCAGUAAUAUAGAGUCAGAAAUUCAACCUGUUCACCCAACAACUGAUGUGACGGGCACUUUAGGGAGAAGGAUAAAAUCCUUCUUUCAUCAAGUUGUCUGUUAGGGUGCUCUCAUUCCAAAUGCUCAUUUGCUGUAUCCAUUAAAUACAAUUUAAGAAUUAGUUUCUUAUUAAUCUGUAAUUUAUACACAGUCUCCCGAUGCACAACUUAUACAAUCUUUUCCAGUUAAUGUCCAAACAUUAACUGGUUUGAAGUGAUUAUUCAACUUCAGUGUAAAGCAAAAUUGAACUGAGCUAGCACAACAAAAAUACAGUCUUAGCCCCACCCGAAUCAGUAUUGCUUAUCGCUGAGGUAACUAUCUUUGUAUCACAAUCAGGACAUGAGUGUAUUAACGCCAAGCAAUGAGCUGUUCAGUGAAGCACAACAAAACUCUUUUGGAGUCAAGACAGCCAACUCUAUGGGAAAUGGAGGUAGAUCCCAGGUGAAACAGUAGCUAAGAAUUCUGGCCUGUUUGAGAAUCAUACUUCCACAAUCAGGCUUUCAGUUUAAAGGUUGAUCAAACGUUAUAUUGGAAACUAGAGAAUAAAAUCCGUGAAACCACAGCUGAGAGAAUGGACUCACGGCAACACCAGAAAAGAAAAAGCAGCUUGAUGUUGUAAAGUAGGGGAUAGCAGAGCUGCCCCACUGACACCUAUGACCCACGAAACUUACAGAAUACAAGAGGCCUGGAUAGAGUGGACAUGGAGAAAAAUGAUUCCAUUGGUAGGAGAGGCCGGGACUCAAGGGCACAGCCUCAAAGUGAAGGGGCAACCCUUUAGAACUGAGAUGAGGAGGAAUUCUUUCAGCCAGAGGAUGGUGAAUCUGUGGAACUCAAUGCCACACAGGGCUGUGGAGGCCGAGUCAUUGAGUGUAGUUAAGGCAGAGAUAGAUAGGUUCUUGGUUGGUAAGGGAAUCAAGGGUUAGCGGAGAAUGGGGUUGAGAAACAUAUCAGCCAUGAUUAAGUGAGGUGGUUCAGUAAUUGACACUCACAGGCACCAGGGACCUGGCUUCAAUUACAUUCUUGGGAGACUGUCUGUGUGAAGUUUUGUGUUCCCCCCAUGUCUGCAUGGGUUUCCUCCAGAUGCUCCAGUUUCCCCCCACGUUGGAAGAUGUGCAGGUUGGGUGGAUUGGCCAUGCUAAAUUGCUCCAUAGUGUUCAGAGAUGUGCAGGCCAGAUGGGUUAGAUCUGGUCAAUGCAGGGUUAUUGGGAUAGGGUGGGUGCUUGGUUCUGAGUAGAAUGCUCUUGGAGGGUCAGUGUGGACUCGAUGGGCUGAAUGGCCUAAUUCUGCUCCUAUAUCUUAUGGUGUUAUUGCGACCCACACAAUACCACACUUGGUCGGACUUGCGAGUGGAUGAGUGAACUGCCUACCCCUCCCCCUCCACCCCAAUGCAGGCACGAGGCUGUUCGACUGUGCAAAUGGAGAGCAAUAACGAUUGCAGAAUCCUGAAGCAACACUCUGACACAAGUUUCUGACUUAGGUCUUGAGUGGUCUCUCUGAAAGGCCUCUUGAUAAACACUGCAAAGCUUAUAUUUUUGUUGAACCAGAAUGAGUGGUGUUGCUCUCAAAUAUAUUAUUUGCCACUGGCAACUCAGACUCAUUCUCCUGCACAUGUGCUGCUCAGCUUCAGUUUACUUCCGUCUGGCAGAGAAGGAAAAGUUGGUAAGAGUUAUAAAUUAUGCAAACUGGUCCAAUCAGUUCCUUUCUAAGUAUUACUGUGUUUUUUUUACUGUUUCUUUUCUCUCUCUAUGACAUGGUCACCCAGCAGUUGCAUUUGCUCCCCCUACAUGUCAUCACACAUGUCCAAGGUUCAAUAUGGAGCAUAGAACAUAGAACAUAGAACAUUACAGCACAGUACAGGCCCUUCGGCCCUCGAUGUUGUGCCGACCUGUCAUACCGAUCUCAAGCCCAUCUAACCUACACUAUUCCAUGUACGUCCAUAUGCUUGUCCAAUGACGACUUAAAUGUACUUAAAGUUGUUUAAAAUAUGGCUAAGACUUUCUAAAAGAUGGAGGGUGUUUUUCUCCCAGUUCGGAUUUGAAGUAGAUUGGAUGAUGCGCUUGGCUGAGGCAGCAUGUUCCAAAACAAAAUGACCGCAUCAGUAAGGAAAUUAGCCCUGAACCAACUGAUUUUCCUCAAGAUCAAAUCCAUUGCAUGAAGGAACGCACACUUCUUCACACCAAAAGCUGUUAAUCCAGAAAAUUUCCCCAUCUACCCACUCAAACCAUAUAAAAUGCCAAGGCUAUUUAAUUGGAGCGGCCUCCAGGCUUCCCUUUAGGAACUCUAUUGCACAGAGAACAUGACUUUUCCCAGGCUGCAGAGACAUCCUCACUUGGGCAGGAGUGCUGCUUAUCCAUUUAAAGAAAACCUGCUGCCCUGAUUGGAUCAGAAUGCCCUGUGGUUUCAUCGGGGUGAUGCCCAAACUGAUAUGUGCCCAGGGAGUUCACCUGGUGGCUAGACCCCACCGGAAUAUGGAGCCCUGAUCUCUGGCUGGGUUAGCACUGGAGGCAAGCGGUGAGCAGGGUUCUGGAAGAACCAUUGCGAGCUUGGUCUGUGGAUUUUCAAGCUCCCCACCCUGAGUCCUUUAGCCUCUGCUUGGGGCAACAUUAUUUUCCCAAACUGUGCAUCCACGUUUGGUUUUCUCUUGAAGUGAAGGCUCACACUUGAUAUCAGUUUUGAGCAUGGCCCUGCAAAGGUCUUUCUGCAGAUUCUGGAGAGAGGUAGAACGGUUCAUUAAACGAAAAAUCUCGCACCGACAAUAUUGGGAGGAUACGUUUCCAUUAAUGACUUGGUCAUAUAUGUGGAUGAUUAGGUGUGUGCCAUGAGUCAGUUUUAGCAACAGAAAGAGACUCUGGAGAGCUCAGGUAAUAACAGAAAGUAAAAAGGCAGCUUUUCCUUUCAGAAUUUCCAUUCCAACAAAUACAUGUGGUACUGAGUACGUCUUUGCUUUCAAUUCUUGCACAAACAACAGAAAGACAUUUCUGUCCAGUUUUUGUGUCUGGAAUUUGUUUUGUCGUCUUUCAGUCAUGAUGAGAAGAAACAGUGUUACUCAUAGCAAGUUGACUGUACAUUUCCUGAUAUUUUUGCUGUCUUAAUUUUUAAAUUUCAUAUUUAACAAAUGUACAAAGAUUAAUAUUCCGUGUCAUGCGACACGCUAUGUAAGAAGAUUGGAUACUUUUGCUUGGCUCUGUUAGCAUCUGAGAACAUACGAGCCUUUUUUGAGGAUGUAAAAAGUGUGUAAUGCAAUUGGUGCCAUGUACAUACAAUAAAAUCUUGAACA